ACAACAGACACAAAUCGGGGCUCUCUGUUGAUUAGUCUCUGCUACUUGCCUGCAGCCAAUAGGAUGACAGUAGUGGUCCUCAAGGCCGAGGGUCUUCCCAAGGCUGAUAUUGCAGACACUUCCGGCAAUCCAUAUGUGAAAAUUUAUUUCAUGGAGGGUAAUCGCCGGAUCGCCAAAAAGAAGACGCAUGUGAAGAAGAGAACCUCAGCUCCGGUCUUUAACGAAGCCUUUGCCCUGGAAAUACCUCAACAGGCUAAACUGGAGAACCUAAGAUUGCACUUCCGUGUGGUUAACUGGGAGCGAGAUACGCCGAGCAAGGUUAUUGGCCACGUCAAUAUCAGUGCCCAGGCCAGUGAUGCCGCCCGCCAGCAGUGGAAAACUGCCAUUGAGACGCCUCGACGGCAGGUGGCCGAAUGGCAUCCAAUCCUGGCGUGA
Molecule: messenger RNA, 435 nt
Organism: Dibothriocephalus latus
Lineage: Eukaryota; Metazoa; Platyhelminthes; Cestoda; Diphyllobothriidea; Diphyllobothriidae
Source: the annotation of a GenBank genome assembly